Molecule: messenger RNA, 9938 nt
Organism: Macrobrachium nipponense
Lineage: Eukaryota; Metazoa; Arthropoda; Malacostraca; Decapoda; Palaemonidae
Product: ileal sodium/bile acid cotransporter-like
Exons: 8
Coding region: 299-1783 (494 amino acids)
Cellular component (GO): membrane
Source: RefSeq, a predicted model, not a curated record
ACAAUCAGUUCUUACUCUGUCAGUGGCGACGGUCCAGGGCCUUGGGCUCCACUGUCCACACUCGGGGCGGGGGUCGGGCUCUGCCGCUCUCAAGCUGUUCAGUCAGUUCCUGAGCGUGUUCGCGUAAAGUUGGGACAGAGUUAAUGUGCUACGCGUUUCAUUCAUUCUGUGCAGUUUGAAUGCUACUGUCGCAUUAGACUUUUGAAAUAUGGAUUAUUUGCGUUCCCAGACCAGUUAAGCCACAUGAGUGUGAAUCAACGGCAGUUACAAGAUAUACCUUCGUCAGAGUCAAUUGGUCAUGGCUUCCCGAAGAUUUUGGGCAAACGCUGCCUUAUUCCAUGUGUGGGUAGUAUUCGUCGUUGCUAUGGAGAAAGAAAUGAGCGAAUCUGUCGCACGGAAGCCAAGGUCAGGGCUUGGUGAAGAAUUGUAUCUGACGCACGGGGUGGAACUCUUCUUCAAUAACACUCCCAUAGACCUUAUAGAUAUUACAGAUGGAGAUUCCAUGCGUAUCACCUUCUUUCUCGACGAUCCACUGCCCCUCGGAACGGAAGAAGUCAUCCUUCAGGAAAUCAGCCCUGAUAACUUCGGUCAUAUUAAUGUGUCUCCUGAUCAGUGGAGAGUAGAUAAUUCAGAUUUUGCCAAGGGCGAUGACGGCCGAUGGACAGGGUCCUUCAAUCUCACAGGAACUUUCUUAGGAUUUUCAAAGAUCAUCAUCUUGUUGAAGGACAGUCAAGGAGAGGAUCUAGCAGCCACUAGAUUCUACGUUGUGAAAGUUCAGAGAUCUGAUAAGCUGUGGGAUUUAAUCUUCACUAUCGGAAUGAUCACUCUCGUAGCCAUUGCUUAUGUCAAUAUGGGAUGCGCCAUCGACACUGAGGUCAUCAAGAGAGUUCUUAAAAAACCCGUUGCUCCUGCCAUAGGACUGUGUUCACAAUACCUCUUCAUGCCCAUUACAUCGUAUGUGUUGGGGUAUAUCUUGUUCUAUGACUCCCCUGCGCAGUGGUUGGGACUCUUCAUGAUUGGAAGCUCUCCUGGUGGAGGUGGGUCCAAUCUCUGGACCUACUUGCUGGGAGGCUCCCUUGACCUCUCUGUCACCAUGACGUUGGUCUCCACCAUAGUUGCCUUUGGCGCCUUGCCUAUGUGGGUUUAUGCCCUUGCGACCACUAUUUUUCGUGAUGGCAACUUUAGUGAGCUUCCUUACAAUCAAAUAGCCGGUAUGGUAGUGGGUCUCAUUGUCCCUUGUGCAGUUGGUGUCUUGAUUAAAAAGUAUCUUCCCAAUACUGCUGGAAUAUUGAAAAAAAUGCUCACUCCUGUGGCAAUCAUUUUCAUCAUAUUUGCAUCAACAUUAGGCGUUUAUAUCAACCUGUACAUCUUCAGCUACUUCACCUGGAAGGUGAUUAUAGCUGGCUUUGCCCUACCUUGGCUGGGUUUCACCUUUGGAGCUGUUGUAGCAAUCCUCUUUCGUCGGAGUUGGGAGGAGGUCAUUGCCAUCAGCAUCGAAACAGGAAUCCAGAACACAGGCCUUGCAGUUGGAGUUAUUAAGUUUGCUAUGCAGGACUAUUCACCGCUUGGAGACAUAACUGUUGUAAUUCCAAUAGCAGUUGUUACUUUCACUCCACUGCCACUCUUAGCCUGCCUCAUCGUGAAGAAGAUUAGAGCUCGAUGUUGCAAGAAGAAAGAAGUCACUGGAAUAGAUGGACCCAUGCAAGAGGAAGGUUCUAUCUCUAACAUCCAUAAAAUGACUCCAGCAAACUCUCAGACACCCCUUCAUAAGGACCUAAAAUGAUUUCAAAAUAAUUUUCCAAUUCUUACCCUGUGUAAAUGAGAAAUCUUGUAAGCUUGUAAAAUGCAUUACAAAUAGCAGUGCAUUUAUGGUAAUCCGUCCAUAUCAAGAUAUUUUUACAACUUUCCUCGUAGGAUUAUGGAAGCAGAGAGAAUAAAACAGUGUUGGUUUUCACCAUUUAAGGUAGCUGCACAUGGGGAACAUAGUCAUUCAGUUUUACAGAAGAAUGGCAAUGGGUUUUUCCCCAGUCUGUCCUCUCAACAUUAUUCCUUAGUUUUAAUAAGGAUUCUUGUUUAGUUGUACAGUGUACAAUAAUGUAAUGAUGAAAACAUUUUACCUAGGGAGAGGUAAUUGUCUUUGAGUUUCUUAUGUAUGCAUAAGUCAAACAAGUAUUAUAUGUAAGGUUUUUGCUAUGCAUAGCCAUCCUUUAUGCUAAUUUUCAGAUACUACUAGGAACUAAGUGAUUUUAUCCUGUCUCUUCAGUAUAAGUGACCACAAUUACUUAUUCAAACCACUUUUCUUGUUAAGUGAAGUUUUGAAAAUGUGCUUCACCAUGUGGACUGAAUGACCUUUCACUUGGUGAAUAGGAAUGUCCUGCUGUCCUCAGUUAGUGGAGCAUACAAUGUCUUUUGUUUACAGGAAUGAUCUUCCUUUUCAGGAGUGUUUAACCUUGUGUUUGUUUAAAAGCAAAGAAUAUCAUUAAUAUUUCUUUGAUUGUGAUAAGUCUUGUUAUUGGUUGGCUUUUGGAAUGGAAAGCGUACAAGAAUUUCAGGAACUGAUGAGGACAAUUUGGAAAGAAAGAACAAAGAAGAACUGUAGGUAAAGUUAUCUAUAUUAGACAAACAUACCUUGUAAAGUGAAUUACUGUAAAUUGCAAUGUAUAAAAACAAUUUUGAAUAGAUAUAUGUUGGUAGUAUGCCAUAGGCAGAUUUAGUGUAUAAGACCCCCCUCCUCCUUCAUUCAUUCUCUGUGAGAUGCAUAUUCUGCUUUAGAAGGAACAUCAUCAUAACUGGACAGUGGAUCCUACCUCAAACUAUGGAAUCUUCCCAGCAGUAUUAAAAAAUAGAGCCAGAUCUGAUUUCCAGUAAGACAUAUUGCUGAUGAGGUUACAGAUCAGUUUAUAUUUCAUGCAGAAUUUGCUUAAAUGACACCAAAAGACUAAAAAGGAUAUAAACACCCAAUAACAGAUUGUUACUUCUACAUUAUCCUGCUAAAACUCCCCAAGUGCCAAUAAACAUGAGAGAAAUAGUACUGGAAAUCAUUCAUAAAAUACAGUAAGGAUUUUUUCACUAUAUUUGUGUUAUCAUGUCCGGUAUACUAUUGUGGCAUCAGAGAACAAAAUAUUUUUGAAAUUGCUGUGUUUGGUGGUAGACAGGCAAGCUAUGGUUGCACCACCUUUACUAACAAAGCCAAAAUAUUGGAAACCUUUUAACUGUUUAUUUCAUUUAGCUUCUUUGACUGCUAUCAACCAUAUGACUUGGAUGAAUUCAGUGGUCCAUAAAUGACUUAAGGCAACUGAAGUAGCUUAGCCAGUAAGUGUUGAGACUUGAUGGGGGAAUGUAUUACCCCUCUCUAUCCCAUGCCGUCUUGUUAUUUGUUUGAUCAUAAAUAUACCCAAAGAUUGCUGUUGGUUUUAGUUUUUAUCUUUCAUGAUAGUACUAUGUCAGCUAUAAUUGUAAUUUUGCAAAGAAAAAUGCAAUCUCGCAAAUAUUUUACAAUAAAUAUACUCGGAAUUUGUUACCGACUUUAGUUCUUAUCUGUUAAGAUAAUGUGUGAGCUUUAGUUAUUAUUUUACAAAAUAAAAUAAAAGAAAUUAUUAGGAAAAUAUUUAUAACUUAGAAAAUUAAUAUUACAAGUGUCUUGUAAAAGAGGCCCUACACAAUGUGUAAAUAGUCACUUUCAACUUCCUGUGGAUGGUUCAGAAUAGUAAUGUAUAUAAUUUUUUUUUUCAUACACCAUUCGCAUACCUCCUUUCCAUUCUUAAAUUGGCCAACCUUAAAGUUUGCCCAGUGUGGGCACUGUGGGGGUGUGCUCAAUAUAUGUAUGUAGCCCAUCCCUUAAGGGUUCAAAAGCUUGGUAUUUAUGGUAAAUUCAUGCAAGAUUAUGAAAAAAUAUUGAUUUGUGAAUCAACGCCAUACAAAAUCUGUAAGUCUCGUUCACACCAGCCUUUUCCACUGACCAUUUUGUCAUUCAGUUAUAUGCCUAUUGUAGGCUACAAAUGCAUUAGCCUAAAUGCAAGAAGGCCUGUACGUAGUACAUUUAAAAAUUUACAAAAUAUGUAGUUUCUUUGGUAAUUUUAUAAACUUUUAUACUUUAUUAAACUUCCUAAUUACAUCACAGCAGUAAUGCAAAUGCUCUCAAAGCUUCAAGGCAACUGGGAUGCAGAUACGUACAUACUAGUUUUCACAAACACUAUAAUAGUACUUAAUUACCUUUAUGACAUUUUUAAUUUGUUUCUGUGGUUAUUGAAUUUAAAAUUUUAAGCUUUAUGAGAUUAUCUAUGCCUCUUUUUUAUGCUGAAGUUAAAAUUGCCUUGUAUAUGAAGGAUCCUAGCAAUGAAGACUACUAAUGCAUUCUCAUCAGAAAAAGUUUUUCAUCACAAAAGAUGCUUUUCCUCCCUACUUUCUUUUUCACUUAAUGGUACAUACUGCAAAUCAAAUCCCAGAUUAUUUUGACAGUGCUCCUCUGUUAGCAGUUUUUUUAAAAAAGGAAUAUUUAUAAUAUUGCCCUUAUGAGAUAUGUCACAGAUUAUUCUAGCAUUACAACAGCAUUUGUCACAGGAUUUCUGCAAGUAGCCUUAAUGAGAUAUUGAUCUUGAACAGAAGCACGUCUAAGCCGUCCACUUCCAUGGAAAUGUUUUAUUUUUCUCUUACUUUUUCCCAUAUUAUCCAUCAACAAGCAGUUAUCUCAUUGAUUCCAAGCUGUUGUGCAAUCUUAUUUCCAGAAACAUUGGUCUUCUGUAUGUUAACGAUUGAUUAUUAAAGAGAUGAGGGAGUCUGUUUGGCAUUAUCCAUCAUAUGUAUGACUAAGUAGAGUUGGAUUUUCUGUCCAGGCAUGAUGUCAUAAGCAGAAAGCUAUAUUUCACACAAAUUUUUAGCUGCUAUUUUUGGGAACUUGCAUUAGAGAGAUAUUAAAGGUUAUUUACCUUUAUUGGCCAUUCUUUUCAAAAUGGGUUAGAAGGUGUAGUAAUUUUUGGAAACACUAGUGAGAGGAGAGCUGGAAGAGUUUCAUGUUAUUUCCCUCAAAACACUUUGCUUUGAUAUGUUGAUGUUGAUUUAUUUGUACUAGUGUUUGAGGUUUCAAGGCCAGAUGCAAUGACUUGGACUUGAACAAUGUGCCUUGCAUUCUGUCCUCUGUAGUCGACUUAAGACCACCUUUUAUAGUAAUAUAUUCUGAAGGUAAUUGUUUCCAGUAUAAUUUUGUAUUAACUUUAGUGGUUCAGGUUGGUUUCUUUUAUGAUGCCCAUUGUUAAUAUGUAAUGGUGUUUUUGUGUUGAUCUGAAUGACCAUGGAAACAUAUUACUUGUAAUCUAAUCUUCCUGAUUGCAACUCGUGUAGAUUAUCGAUUAAAAACUGUGUACAGAUUUUAUUUAAGUUUAAUUUCAUGUGUCCAAAAUGUGUACAGGAGACCGGCCCUACCCCAUGUUCGCGGUGAUGCGUACCAGACCUCCCCACAAAUAGUUAUAAUCCAUGAAUACUUUAAACCCCUAUAAAAGUGCUUAGAACUACCUGUGUUGUUAGUUCAGAUUCAAGAAAAACCCACUAAAAAUGCUUUUACCUGGUUUUUUAAAGUUAAAACACAAAAAGUGCAUUUAAUCAUGAAAUUGAUUUGAAAACAGUAAUUGGUGGAUAUUUCCCUUAGAAAAAUACUGUAAAUAUGCAAAUUUUUGCAAAUAAUGGGUAUACUAUAUGGUCCAUAGAGAAAUCCACGAAUACAUGAGUCGGCAAAUAUCAAGAAUGCGAAUACAGGGGUCCACUGUACACAUUUUCAAGUACUAUAACUGCAUAUGUAUGAAUAAGAACUGACUGUACCUGGCAGGGCACAGCUGUGAAGGCAUUUCUAUUGUCAGUCUUCAUCUGUUUUAUUUUGAGGAAGUUGGUUUUGUAAGAUACAAAAGCUUUCACAAUACGAAGGGUCUAUCGUUAUGGAGGGUCAUUUUUUGAAAACUCACCAAAAUCUAAAGAAUUUAUUAAAGUUUCUAAGAAUGUGCCUUUCUAUGUUAACUUUUGUUAAGGGCGAAAUCAACAGUAUGAAGGGUCUAUCUCAGCCAGCUAGGUGGCUUAGCCUAUCAGCAUGCAGAAUGAGAGUAUGCAUCAGCCAAUCAGUGAAUGUUGAUAUGUAUCAAUACCGUAAAUGCAGGGUUCUGCUCAUUAAUAUUGCAUGUCAGGUGUUACAGGGUAUUAAUAUUUCUAUAUUUUCUAUUAUCUAUUAUGAUAAUAGAUUAAAAAUAAAUAUAAAUAUAGAAAAAACCAUGAUACACUGAAAUUAACAUUCUUCAGAUACACUUGCACAUUCUUCAUUACCAUACAUGCGUUAACAAAAAUAUUCACAGCACAAUUAUUUUUAAAGAUACAAUGCUCACAAACAUAUUUUUGGAAAGGUAAAACAUUGCUAAACAACUUGCAAAACAAAUACUUGAGAAAUCUUCAUUGGGUCAAGAAAUACAUGAAAAUAAAUAUGCAGAGCGAAAAAUAUAAAAAACCAAAAACACAAACACAAAAACAAUCACCAUUUGCAACUUCAGAAUACGUUCAAUUUUAAUUCUAAAGAUAUCGCCAUGAAGAACUUUUCUUCCACUUUCAGCAUCACUAAUUUUCUUUUAUAUCAACAAUAUGUACUUUUUACUUUGGAAACUAACUUCCAAAAAAUGUUGUAAUGUCACUAUUGUAAGAAAAAGUCACUUUCAAUUAACUCGUAGUAUCAUAUUUUGUUUGAUUUUUCCCCCCCAAAAAUGCAUAGUGCCAUAGAUUUUCCUUCACAUUGCAACAAAAACAUGAAAAUAUCUUAAUAAUUGACUGACAUACUGCUGUUUGAAAAUUGCAAAUUUUCAAAUGUGAUUUCUGGUGUUGGAUUUUUAGAAAAAUUGCGAUAGACCCUUCAUAUUGUGAAAGCCUCAAAUGUUGCUAGUGUCCAUGACAUGCCACACAGGUCUGCAUGUUAUUAAGCUUUAUGUAAUGAAAUGCAUAUUUCCUCUUUGGUACAUCGGAAAUGUGUAAGUGUCAGGAAUAGCUUUUGUGCUCUUUGGUAGGAACAUAUAAUCUCUAUAAUUUUUCAAUCUGUACAAGAAACAUCUUUUAGCAAGAAAUAUUUUACAAAUUACUUGAAUGUACAGUAGGAUAUGAUAAUUCAGUCCCGUUUUUUUUGCUUGGCUUUGUGUCUUAUGCAUUAUAUCAGUACUUUCACAUAGUUUAAUGCAUACUGCCUUACAUUAUGAGUGACAUUUUUGUGAUCAGAGUUAUGACUGCCGAAUGUGCAAAGCUAUGAUUUGUUUCCUGAUUAUUUAAGCAUUGUUAAUUAAGUUCUGUAGCCUCAGUUACAGUUAUCAAUUUGAUUAAUUGGGAUAAAUUUAUUCACGUUUUUGACAUUUUGAUUGAUUAUAGGAGAAAUGUAAAACUUGGACUUUAAACAUUCUGUUGACAAAUUCAGACACUAAGUUCUAAAGUUGGGCAUUGACUUUUAACUCAGACAUGAAUGGUGUGGACUUGAACUUGGUCUCAGAAGUUGUAGAAUAUACUGCAACAGUGAUUUUUACCCAGUCAUCUGUGCCUUACUUUCCUAUGGUGCUACAAUACUCACAUCCAGUUAAGGACAAUCAUAAUCUUCCUUCAGAAGGACAAAAUUUUAUCUGUUAAAUUGAACAGGAUGAGGAAAGACUUGCUGGUCUUAUUUUAAUGACUAUCCUCAAUGCUUACAUAAAAAAAGAUUAUCAGGAAAAAAUAGUAGAAUAUUUCAGUCAAGCUCAUAUAAGGUGAUUUUUUAAAGCACUUCUUAAAUAUGACAAAUUUUUAAUCUUUGUAUUUUUCAUAGCUAACAAACUUGAGGUCUUAACAAUAUGCUAACUUUCCAUGCACCAGCUGGUAACCGGUUAACACACUCAAAGAUUGUAAAGCAAAGGAUCUGGCAACUCCUGUGUGUACGAGGUGAUAGCUGGUCAGAGACCGUGCACCGGACCUCGCGACUCUCCACGCUUUUCCUUAACCGCCUUGGGGAGUAGACACUUCCACUUUUGCUCUCCUUCCAACCUGGUUGUUUUGUGCCCGUGUUCUUUCUUGCAGUGUGUUGUGUGGACUUUGACAGAGGCAUCAUUAUGAUGACAGUAAUGUUAUUUUUGUUAUAGUUAUGUAUUGGUAAAGUUUAAUAUAUUACAUUUAUGAGACAAAAUAUUCAUUAAGUACUACUGACAUGAAAAUGCUAAAACAGCCGAGUAAAUCUUGGAAACUUGCCAUUAGUACUGUUUGUUUAAAUAAGGCUUUUGAGAUAAAUUUUCUUUGUUGUGUCCUGGAACAUGUACUGUAAAUAAGUAUACAAUUUCUGAUAAUGUCAGAACAUGAGUAUACGUACUGCAUUAUCACUAGUAAAGGUACAUGUACUUAUAGUUUCAUACUGACUUCCCAACACUUACCCCAGCAUAAAAUCCUGGAUCAGCCCUUGCAUCUCUUCCUACUUGCUGACUUAGUCAUCAUAAAAUAUAUGUACACAAUAGCACACAUAUUUAUUGGAUAAAAAAAGACUAUUUCAUUCAAUGAGCUAUGCUGAUUUAAAGUAAUUUAGCCUUAACUAAAGAAAAUAUAUUGCUUUCAAACUUGAGCAGUGCCUUAACAUAUAGUUAACUAAUUCCCAGACAAGUGUGUCAUGAUGUAAAGCUGUCAUAUAUGGUACUGUAUAGGAAAAAUUGCAUUAUAAAAGUAUGUCAAACUAUGCUACCUUUUGCCACAUAUCAUUGCAAUCAAUUUUUAUCAAGAAGCUGAACCACUUCUUCAUUUACACUCUCCUUAUUAUUUUAGAUCACCCCUUAAAUACCAAAGAUAUCCUACUCUCCCAGCAUUCACCUUUAAACACAGAAGGUUCAGAGCUGGAUAGCUUUGUCAUGGAGUCCUGAUAGGUGAAAUUCAUCACUCAUUAAGGCUUAACUUUUAAUGGCCAUUCAAUUUGCAGCAAUGACAGUCCUAUUUUUUUAUUUUUUUAAAAAUACAUCUUUGUCUUGAGAGCUAGAGUCAUUGUUUAAAGGAUAUUGAGAGUUCCGUAGUUAAAAUAUCUUGAGCUAUAUUGGGUCAUGUAGGGCACGUACUAAUGCUAAUAGGAUCAACAGGGACUUUGUACUGUAUUGACUUUACUGUUAUUUUAGAAAGAAUUAGUAAAUUAAUUGGCUAUUUUGGGGAUUUUGUAUUCUAUAAUACGUACAUACUACUAUAGUGUGAUAAUCAUACACAUUAUAUAGGGUCAGUCUAAAGGAAGUUACUGUAGUCAUACAGUUUGUCCCAUAGUAAGUGGCAGCAGUGAUGAUAACCUUGUGAGAAGCAAAAUCCUAAAACAGUAAACAGGCAAAACCCCACAAGUCCUCUUGGCUUCGAGUGAGGAUUAAUACAAUGCUUAUGCAUGUCUUACAUAAUAGCUGAUGCAUAAGUAUAACUAAACAUCCUGUGGUGCAUAUGUCGCAACAUUUAAGCUUUUAUUCACAGGAGAGAGAGAGAAAGAGAAUACUGAAUACUGUUUUUUAGGACUCAAACUUUAUAACCAAAAUGACAUUCAGUGUAAGCCUAACUUUUGUUAUUAUAUAGUCUGACUGAUUAUUUGAAACUUUGUAUUUAUUAGAAUGACUUGUUCUAUUAAUUAGAAUGGCUUAUUCUACACAUGUUUGUAGAAGCAAUGUGAUGAGUCUGUCUUCCAUUAGUUUUUCUGAAUUUUUUUUAUGAAAAUCUGUUGCUUCCUGGAGAUAUUUGUUGUUAAAGGAUUUUCCAUAGCAUAAAAGAUGAAAGUUGUUUUUUUUUUUUAUUGAAAAUGAAUGGUAAAAUUUUCACCAGUUCUAAUGUCAAAGUUUAGAAAAAAAAUUGUGCCUGAUAUUUUUUGUUAAGAAGGCAUAACUACUAUUUUUAUAAAGAAGUCUUUUGAAUUUAAAGUGGUAUAGUGAAAUGUUUAAAAUAAAAUCCUAAAAAUUUUA